AUGGCCCCCCAUGUCAACCUCAUCUACCCCUUCGUCAAGUUCACAGACUCUGGUGCCCUUCGCCUGGCCUGUGAUGCCAUUGUCGAUUGCCUCGCCAACCGCACACCCUCGGGCGAGGCCGCCGCUCUUUCCGUCCACCUGGACUCGUCAGAUUAUUUUCAACACCGAAAUGGCAGUACCCUGUUUUUGUGUGAUAAGGAUGCCAAAAGGACAUCUCAGCUUACCUCUCUGAGAGCCGCAAUUUUUGCAGCCAUUGGCCAGACACGUUCCGAGCCAUAUAACAUGCACAUGACGGUGGCUCAGUGUGAGGAUACGACGCACACAUCCAAGCUCGAGUUCCUCCUUGAAAAGCUGCGGCGUCUGCCACUCGUGAGUUGGGAGGCUAGCCAGCUGGCAGUUCUAGUUCGCGCACCCUCAGGUCAGAUGAAGCAGUGGGGUAUCAUUGAUCUUACCUCGCCCUCUCUGCGGCUCUGUGAGGACUCCUUUGGCCUGGACCAAGAUACAACUGCGACUUUGAUCCCCCAACAAACAUGGUUUAUCUCCGAAUGUCACUCGGCAUGGCAGCCGGUGAACGCGGUUUCUUCGGAGCCGCCACAUUCGGAUGUCAAGCCUCCAGAAAACCUCAUCGUCGCCAGUUGGAACGUCCUUGCAGAGUUUCACUGGCCUCCUUCUCGCACAAGAUAUCCCAUAAUCAUCGAAAACCUGCUUGCAGCAAACUCGUCAGCAGAUGUUGUAGUACUUCAAGAGAUAACCGACGACUUUCUGCCAUUCUUGCUCAAGGAUCACCGCAUUCGAAACCAAUACACAUACGUAUCACACGGAUCGCCCGACGACCCUGCUGCCGGCCCGUUGCCCAACAUACUUAACAACGUGGUCCUUAGUAAACACCUCUUUUCCUGGGAAUAUCUUCCCUUCAAGCGUCAGCACAAAGGAUCAUGUGUACUCAAAUUUGACGGCCUAGGACACGGCGAGGCAGAGGGCCGCGCCUUGCCUCUGGUACUGGCAACCUGCCACCUCAGUCAGGGUCUGACAGACGGCGCUGUUGUCGCUAAAGAAAGAGAACUCCAGCGCAUAUUGAACCAUCUCAAGACCUGUUAUGCAGCCAAUCAAUGGAUCAUUGCCGGCGACUUUAAUGUUGCCACUUCUUCCUACACUGUCGAUACCGCCGUCAGAAAGGGAUCAAUCACUGUGCAGACGGAGAAUGUUCUCCGAAGCAUCGAGACAACUCUAGCGGAAGCCAACCUCCUCGAUGUCUGGAUGGUCUCACGCAUUGAGGCAGGCGUCAGUGACAAUCUCAAAGGGGAUAUUGGCGACAUUUUUGAAGGUGAACAGGGCGCGACCUUUGACCCUAGAGAGAAUCCGCAUGCUGCCAAGAUGGUUGGAAGCGGCCUCAAUAACCGUCCGCAGCGAUAUGACCGCAUUUUGGUCAAGAGCGGAGGCCCCUUGCAAAUCUCACGCUUUAACAUGUUCGGCUUUAUUACCGGCGAAGGCGGACCCGGAGAAGGCCUAGUAUACGCAAGUGAUCACUGGGGCAUCCGAUGUCUUCUGCAGCGCCUCGCCGCUAGGGAUUCAGCAGCUAUCAACGCCCGUGUGGUUCCCGUCCAGCACAAGAAGGCCCCGGCCGGUCUGUCGGACGCUGCCGCGUUGAGACAGUGUAUGGAGAACCUUGACAUUUUCCCAACGGAUCAAGAUGAGACCACCCGGAAAGAGGCGCUUCAGCUACUGCGGCAAAUCCUCUUGGAGUCGGACCAGGCGACCCCAGAUCAGACACGGGGCCGUCCUGCCAUUGUGCUGGUACCCGUAGGGUCGUACGGUCUUGGUACCUGGUCUAGGACGUCUGACAUCGACUGCCUCUGCAUAGGGUCCAUUAGCCCCCGCGUCUUCUUCACCCUGGCCCGUCAAAGGCUGAGAAAGUCGACUGACCCGGGUGUGCGGUUGUUGAGGAAAGUCAAGGCCAAGACAGGCACCAUGUUUGAGGUCGAGAUUAACGGCGUGAAAUGCGACCUCCAAUACUGCCAAGCACCCAACGUAGUAGACCAGUGGCCCGAAAUGCUAAAGCGGCCUCCAUCAGACCCGACUUUCAGCUUACCCAUGCAGACACUCCUAAAGCUGAAACCUGCCAGGGAUCUGUUCUACCUACAGCGCUCGAUUCCAGACCUGGCGCAGUUCCGCGCGAGUUUUCAAGUCAUCAAGGCCUGGGCAAAGUCGCGCGGGAUAUACGCAGCCAAGUUUGGGUAUUUCGGCGGCAUACAUCUGUCCGUCAUGUUGGUUAAGGUCUGCAAGAUGCUCUUGCGCGAUGGCGGCGUAGUCUCUACUGCUGACAUUAUCACGACUUUCUUUGACCACUACUCACAGUUUGAUUGGAAGAACGACAUGGUGUUUGAUCCAUUCUUCCACAAGAUUUUGAGGUAUCAUCGUACGCCGAGGGAGGCCAUGUGCCUUCUCGGCUGGCACUCUCCGACGCUCAACACGGCGCUCAUCGCCUCCGUUCCGACCGUGAAGAUCAUCGCGGCUGAAAUUGCCCAGACCGCUACCCAAGUAUGGGGAGACGGAGCAAGCUGGCAGUCCCUUCUGUCUAUCCCAGACUUGAGCCAGGACAAGAAUUUAACACCGAGCGCCUCGAGUUUCCUCGGUUCAUACCGUUCGUUCGCCAAUCUUCGCAUUCACUAUUGGGGUGCCUCCCUCGAACGCGGGAGCAGACUCGUUGGCUGGCUAGAGUCCCGUUGUGCGUCGCUUCUGGUCGAUAUGCACAGGAGGGUGCCUCAACUCUCGGCCAGAAUUUGGCCCGCCAGGUUUGUAGACUCAUCCACUUCCGAAGCCAAGGGGACCCAGGGCGACUACCAGGGCUCCUAUCUUGUCGGAUUAGAGUGGAUGAACUCGGACGAGAAGCCAUCAAAGGAUGACUUGGAGACGGCGCACAGUAACCUGCGGGGCGUUUUGCAGCAGUUUGAAAAGCUUAUCAUGAGUGACGAAAAGUAUUUCGAUCCAAACACUAUGUGGUUUAGCGCGACCGUUGUAAGGGGAAGCGAGCUGGGCGACCUGCAGUUGGACAGUCGCGAAUGGGGUGUAUACGUUGACGGUGACGACGACUCGGACACGGAGGAUGAAGAACAGGAAGAGGAGGAGGAGGAGAACCAGGAGUGGCUCUUGGAGAAGGCGGCAAAGAAGGGCAAGUCGGCAAAGCAACGCUCGACGACGACCCGGAAACCCGAGGGGGCGGGCAAGCUGCGCACAGCACUUGACGUGCUGAACCGGUUGCGAUGGGACCCGGACAUUGACAGCAAUGACUUCCUUAUCGGGUACGAGGAUCGAUUUCUAGGGCCACAAGAAAAGGCUCUUUCUGCUUGGAAGAGUGAACAGACGCAUGAAGAGUUCAUCCCCCAGCACCGCAUCUUAUGGUUCAAGCGCCGGAGCGACGAUGUCAUCGUUUGGCAUAGGUCCGAACGCAUUGACCUGCUCUUCAAAAAGGCACAAGGCAAUGUCCCGGAUACGACGCAGCAGGAACGAGGUGAAUGA
Colletotrichum spaethianum is the source of this 3516-nucleotide messenger RNA. RefSeq names its product nuclear poly(A) polymerase 1. The transcript is spliced from 3 exons. The record is from RefSeq and is a predicted model, not a curated record. Lineage: Eukaryota; Fungi; Ascomycota; Sordariomycetes; Glomerellales; Glomerellaceae. Gene Ontology annotation, molecular function: RNA binding; poly(A) RNA polymerase activity. Bases 1 to 3516 code for a protein of 1171 amino acids. Gene Ontology annotation, cellular component: nucleus.